UUUUCUUUCUCAUUUUCCGGGAAAAUUUAGUGGGAAAAUUACAGACGCUUUCCAGGAAGUUCAAAGAACAGAGUAAGUGCGUUGAGGGAAAAGGGCAUUUAUUCCUCUUCUCUUUCUUCUAAAGCUGCUCUUACCCAACUUUUCUUUUUUCUCUCCCACUUCCUCCAAUUUUCCCAGAAAAUUUCUCUUUUCCAUGUCCAUUUUCAUGUCCUCCUUUUCCCCUUUUCCCCUUUUCCUCCCUCUUCAAUGAAUGGUUCUGGGCUUCCCGUUUUCGCCAUUUCUUUCCCUCUCCCGUUUACAUCUUAAUCGCCUUUUUCUGCAAUUUUCUUUUCGGUUUAUUCAAUCUUUUUGGUUCUUAUGAUCGCUAUAAUCACAAACGAAUAAGUGGAGCAACGUCGCUGAUUAAUCUCCCAGCUUCUCUUUCACGUGUUCUUCAAUUUUUCCUUUAUUCUUCCAUGGAAUCUUCCCCUUUCUUUUCUCUUUUUACCCUCUUUCCCCAAUCUCUAUAUUUCACUCGCAUUUCGCUUUCAAUGGUAGCUCUCUGAAUCUGCUCUCUUCUUCUUCCUCUGUUUCUCAUGGAACCAAUGGACUUGUUCUCCAGUCCUGUUCUGCCGCCGAUCAAGUACACUGAACAUCGUAGCCAAACCAGACUCGUUUCUCCGCCAUUAAUGGCACCUAAGGUCGUAAAGAUUUCUGUAAUGGACGCGGAUGCCACGGACUCUUCUGGUGAUGAAGAAGAACAAGACUACGCUUGUCGCCGAGUCAAGAAAUUCGUUAACGAGAUUACAAUCGAGGCCUCGCCGGUGAAGAGUAGCCGCAAGAAAUCCACCGGCGGGAAAUCCAAGUUUCCGGCGGUUAAUCGGGAUCCAUUGAAGCAGCAACCGGCGGGAAAUAAGAAAUUCCGCGGCGUACGGCAACGACCAUGGGGGAAAUGGGCGGCUGAGAUUAGAGAUCCUUUACGACGAGUACGGGUGUGGUUAGGCACAUAUAAUACGGCUGAAGAAGCCGCUAUGGUCUAUGAUAAUGCUGCCAUUCAACUCCGUGGGCCCACCGCUCAAACGAAUUUCAUUCCUCCGCCUAAGUCCUCGCCGGAAACCGCUGCGGCGAGCUCUGGCUAUGUCUCGGCCGAGGAAUCCAACGAGAAUCUGUCCUCUCCGACUUCCGUUCUCCGUUGCCCGUCGCCAUCGACAAACGACGUCGUAUCCGGAAAAACCUCAACAACAACGACAACCGGAAAAGAAACCGGCCGAGACGAACCGGAGAAGAUUUCGGAAUUCUCGUUCCAUUCUAACUACGAUACAUUUUUCCCCAAUGAUAACUUCGACUUCCGACCGCCGGUUCCGUCUCUGUUCGGCGAGACCACACUCAACGACGGCUUGAAGGGCGACUAUGGCAGUAGUAUGUUCAUUAACCCGGCCGAUGAUUUCGGGUUCGGUUUCGGUUUCGGGUUCGGAUUAUCCACGUGGCAUACGGUUAAAGAUUCCUUCCAAGACAUCAGCGACAUAUUCGGGUCGGACCCUCUUCUUGCGCUUUGAGGUUUUUCUUUUAAUUUUUUAUUUUUUUUAAUAGGUUGGGUUUUCGGCAAUUUUGUGAGUGUCCCAUUUUCCUUUUUAUUUUAUUUUUUUUAAUUAGUUUUUUUAUUUCUCGUAAAUUUUGGGGUUUGUAAGUUGUCGAUGAUGUGUAUCAAAAAUGAAAUGGUAUCUUCCGUCACAGUAACGGUGACGGACAAAUUUUGUGUA
This is a messenger RNA of Cucurbita maxima (winter squash), 1739 nucleotides long. Its product is annotated as ethylene-responsive transcription factor CRF2-like. The record is from RefSeq and is a predicted model, not a curated record. Gene Ontology annotation, biological process: regulation of DNA-templated transcription. Lineage: Eukaryota; Viridiplantae; Streptophyta; Magnoliopsida; Cucurbitales; Cucurbitaceae. The coding region runs from base 576 to 1535 and encodes 319 amino acids. Gene Ontology annotation, molecular function: DNA-binding transcription factor activity; DNA binding. The transcript has a single exon.